Molecule: messenger RNA, 1194 nt
Organism: Mesoplodon densirostris (Blainville's beaked whale)
Lineage: Eukaryota; Metazoa; Chordata; Mammalia; Artiodactyla; Ziphiidae
Gene: LHX9
Product: LIM homeobox 9
Exons: 5
Coding region: 1-1194 (397 amino acids)
Biological process (GO): neuron differentiation; regulation of transcription by RNA polymerase II
Cellular component (GO): nucleus
Molecular function (GO): DNA-binding transcription factor activity, RNA polymerase II-specific; RNA polymerase II transcription regulatory region sequence-specific DNA binding
Source: RefSeq, a predicted model, not a curated record
AUGGAAAUAGUGGGGUGCCGAGCAGAAGACAACUCGUGUCCUUUCCGCCCCCCAGCCAUGCUCUUCCACGGGAUCUCCGGAGGCCACAUCCAAGGCAUCAUGGAGGAGAUGGAGCGCAGAUCCAAGACCGAGGCCCGCCUGGCCAAAGGCGCCCAGCUCAACGGCCGCGACGCGGGGAUGCCUCCGUUGAGCCCUGAGAAGCCCGCCCUGUGCGCCGGCUGCGGGGGCAAGAUCGCCGACAGGUACUACCUGCUGGCCGUGGACAAGCAGUGGCACCUGAGGUGCCUGAAAUGCUGUGAAUGUAAGCUGGCCCUCGAGUCCGAGCUCACCUGCUUCGCCAAGGACGGUAGCAUUUACUGCAAGGAGGACUACUACAGAAGGUUCUCUGUGCAGAGAUGUGCCCGCUGCCACCUUGGCAUCUCUGCCUCCGAGAUGGUCAUGCGCGCCCGAGACUCCGUCUACCACCUGAGCUGUUUCACCUGCUCCACCUGCAACAAGACCCUGACCACGGGCGAUCAUUUUGGCAUGAAAGACAGCCUGGUGUACUGCCGCGCCCACUUCGAGACCCUCUUGCAAGGGGAGUAUCCACCUCAGCUGAGCUACACCGAGCUGGCGGCCAAGAGCGGCGGCUUGGCCCUGCCUUACUUCAACGGCGCUGGCACCGUGCAGAAGGGGCGGCCCCGGAAGCGGAAGAGCCCCGCGCUGGGGGUGGACAUCGUCAGUUACAACUCAGGUUGUAACGAGAAUGAGGCCGACCAUCUGGACCGGGAUCAGCAGCCUUACCCGCCCUCGCAGAAGACCAAGCGCAUGCGCACCUCCUUCAAGCAUCACCAGCUCCGGACCAUGAAAUCCUACUUUGCCAUCAACCACAACCCGGACGCCAAGGACCUCAAGCAGCUUGCUCAGAAAACAGGCCUGACCAAAAGAGUUUUGCAGGUUUGGUUCCAAAACGCACGAGCCAAAUUCAGAAGGAACCUUUUGCGGCAGGAGAAUGGGGGUGUUGAUAAAGCUGAUGGCACGUCGCUUCCGGCCCCGCCCUCAGCAGACAGCGGCGCGCUCAGUCCACCCGGCACUGCGACCACUUUAACAGACCUGACCAAUCCCACUAUCACUGUAGUGACAGCCGUGACCUCUAACAUGGACAGCCACGAAUCCGGAAGCCCCUCGCAAACUACCUUAACGAACCUUUUCUAA